AUGCCUUACUCCAACCACUCUUCUUCUCAUAUGCAGAACAAGGUUUCUCAGAUCCUCUCGAUAAUUUCAGCGUACCGCUACCGCUCUGCCACUUUUCCUGAUCGCUUUUCCGAGUUCGCUCCGAAUCUCAAAAAGCAACUUAGUGAAGCUGUCUCGUGUGGGGAGACAGUACGGUUCAUUCUUCCAGCCUUUCCCUGCAAGUUCACUGCUAAGGGAGAGAAUCGGAAGACUCUGGGAUCCCUGCCAGACAAAGCGGAAGCGUUCGCUUUGCAAACCCUCGAUGGAUUCGCAGAUUCUAUUGCUGAGACCUACGCGGGUGGUGCCACGGUUGUAAUUGUCUCAGAUGAGUUAAGAGAAAAUCUGAAGAUUCCGGACGCCGAUGUUUUUGCCUACCACCAGGAAUUGAAGGCACUGGCCUUGUCACUUGGUCUCACCCAUCUAGAAUUCGUCCGUCUUGGCACUCUUACCAGCAGUGAUCUCGAAGAGUAUUUCGGUAACGCUUCCAAAACCUGCAACCUUCUCGAUGGUCCUCUGGCGCAGACGGUCGAUCUUGAAGAGAAUGAGAGACACGCCACCACGUCAAUGCCUCAUAUUAACGACACUGAGGCUUUCAAGCCUUCCAUAUUUAAGCAGAGAAAGUCAAUGAUCCGUCUGUCCAUCCACGAGUCCAACAAUGUUGGCAAAAUUACGCUUGACCUCUUCCCCCCUUCAACGAACCCCGACUUUCUCACUCCCUGGCACGGUGCCGUCGCGGUCCUCGCAGACGCAAGCGUGCGUAUUAUCGAUGCCUCCGCGGUUGAUAUGGCCAAGUUCGAGGUCAUCACCAACCAUGCGGGUCGCCCCUGGCUGCUUCGCGAGAAGUCUGAUCUCUUCGACUGGGGCGGCAUGGAACUAGAUUUCGAGCCUCUCUUCCCCUGCGGUAUGCUCAUCCGAGCCAGAGCCGGAUGCGGCCCCUAUAAGUUCGAGAAUGUCAACAUGAGUCGCGUGCGUCAACUCGCCCUGUCUACGGCCCCGCUUCUUCUGCGCGGCUUCACCAUGCAAGUUGAGAAGGAAGUAUUCCGCAAUAAGGCCCGCGAGCUAGGCAAUAUACAGACUUGGCCUUUCGGCGAUAUCCUCGAGGUCCGUGAGAACGCUAACCUCAGCGUUAUGAAUGUGCUCACUCGCGAAGCUAUGCCCUUCCACUAUGAUGGUUGUUUCAAGACCGUCGAGGACGAGAAGACAGGCGGUUGGAUUCCCACACCACCUCUCUUCCAGAUGUUCCGGAAUUAUGUCGCCUCCCAGACCAAGGGCGGAUUGACCCUCUUCGCUUCCUCCCGCAAUCUGAUCCCUCUCCUGGGCCCAGACACCGUCCCGCUCGAGGAGCUCCGGAGGCUAAAGUGGAAAACCUUCACCACUGAUAAAGAGGCAUUUGGCAGCACCCAACUGCUUAGGCCAUUCAUUACCCCCCACCCAGAGACUGGCGUCGACACCUUCCGCUUCCACGAGCCUUGGCCCGAGAGCAAGUGUGCGCCCGGAAGCGGCGUGAUUGUGCAUGUUAUGGUCCAGCCACAGGCCAAAGGCAACGCGAUCUCUCAGAGUCUUACCCGGCUCAUGUAUGACCGCCGGGUUGCCUACCGUCACCAUUGGAAGGAGGGGGAUUUCAUUUUCAACGACAACGCCAUGACACACCACACUCGCACGGCGUUUGAGAAUGGUCACCGCGAACACUGGCGUGUGCACGUCAACUAG
Molecule: messenger RNA, 1728 nt
Organism: Penicillium subrubescens
Lineage: Eukaryota; Fungi; Ascomycota; Eurotiomycetes; Eurotiales; Aspergillaceae
Product: isocyanide synthase family protein
Exons: 3
Coding region: 1-1728 (575 amino acids)
Molecular function (GO): oxidoreductase activity
Source: RefSeq, a predicted model, not a curated record